UAUAUUUGUUUUAUAAGGACAUUGAAUUAAAACAAAAAGUUUUCUGGUGAGUAAUAAUUGUAAACACUUUUUUUCAGAAUUCAAACAAAGCGCGGCAAUAUGUUCGAAUUUAAGAAUUAACCAUAUGUAACCAAGCAACUAAAUAGUUUGUAUAAUAAGUGAAUUUUUCUACUCGUUUACUGUUAUCUCAAGUUUGAUUUUUGAUAUCAGACGUGAAGUACUUUAUAUAAAUAUAAUUUUCUUAAUAUUUUUCGAAAAUUUCUAUAUAACAUUAAAUUAUAUUUUGCCUCUUUUAUGAGAAUGGUAUCAGUAGAAUCAGAAGAAAAUGAAGUAAUUACAAACCUUAUUCUUGACCCUCCAAUAGAGUAUGCGAAACGAAAGAGAUAUGUUUCUAAAUAUAAGGAAUGUAUAAAAGCAGAAAUUAAGAAAGAAAAAUAUGCACAUCGUACAUUUGGUCCACCAAAAGUACUGUUACAACUACCAUCUCAAUAUUUGAAAAAAAGAAGCCGGAAAGAAUAUCACAAAACAGGUAUAGAACAUGUACAUAUUCGUAAUCCAGAAUAUCAACAAAAGUUACCAUCAUGGGUCCCAAUAAAAAUGAAAAUUAAAGAAAAAUGUGGAGAAUUGCCUAUAGAUCCUGUAAAAUUAGGGCAUAUCAAUUUUAAAAAACAGAAUAUUAUUGAUGUUAAAAAAUUUCAUCCCCAUAAACUUAAAGAACGAUAUGUAGAUACACGGAAUGGAGAUUCUCAUGAUCUAAAAUCUAGUGGAUUAUAUCCUAUUUAUAUACAUAAAAAGGGCUUUGGAAAACUUCCAAAAAUUAUGAAGAAGAUAAAAUAUGAAGUAAUGAAUAAGGAAUUAAAAGAAGAUAAAUCAAAAAAUGAUAAACAUAUUGAUGAACUUAAUUACCACUGCAUCUCUGAAGAAGAAAGAAAAGAACUUUUAGAUGGACUGAAAAAAAGGUGGGAUGAAAUAAUGAAAGAAUUUCAGUGUUUACCAUUUAUAAUUGAUACUCCACCAAAGGUACAGAGAAAGGCAAAACUAGAACAUGAAUUACAGCAACUUGAGAAAGAUAUUGCAACUCUUGAAAGACAUUCUUACAUAUGUGUUAGUAAUGAUAAUGAAAAUGAAUGAAAAAGAAAGAGUACAUUUGUAAGUAUUCAAAAAUAAGACCACGAAAGGCUACAUCAUUGAUCAUAUUUUUAACUAUAUGAAAAAUAUUUAUUACAUACAUUUAUUAAAAUUUAUUAAUAAGUGAACCCAUGACAGAUAAUGAUCAGAAGAGAUUAAAUAAAAUAAACAAAUAUUGAUAAAUAUAAGUUUUCUUUAUUUUAUUAAUAUUAUUAUAUAAUAAUGUUCAGAACUCUCUCCAAGUUUCAGUGAUACUACAAGACUCAUCUUUAUCAUAAUUAACAACCACUGAAUAAGAUUGUGCCUCAGUUUGAUGUUCUUCUGUAUAAGAAAAAUUUUCAGAUAUUUCAGAAUCUUGAUUUUGUGUUAAUUCUACUAAGGACACUUGUGGUUUUGAUAAAUUUCUUGUAUAUAAUUCUGAAUUUUGUAUAUCUAAUACACGGCUGUCAUAUAAAACAGGUAUAUUACAAAACAGACAUCGUACUUCUUCAUAUUCUUCGUCUAAGCAGAGGUGAUAAAGUUGCCCACAUAUUGGGCAAGAUCGAUAUUGGACUGUAGUAAUUUGAAGAAGGGUUAAAGCACAUCUGGGUAACUUAUGUCCUAAUGGACAUUUUGUAGUAUUCCAAGAUAAAUCAUUAAUAAUUUGUCCACAUAGAUUACAUGAUUCCACUUUUAAUUUGAAAUGAGACGUUUUAUUUAAUGCUUGACGCACGUAUUGUGUUGUACUUGUUUCUUCUUCUGUAUCUUCACCAGCAAGAUAUAUUUCUAAGUACAUUCUUAAUAGACUUGCAGACAAUUCUUGAUCUUUUGAUAAAUGUUUUUUAUUUGUUAAACGAUUGAGAUAUGCACAUGCACAAUGUACAAAAAUUAGUGGUUGAGCUUCUGCUAUUUCACCUAUAUUUUCAAUUCUUUGAAUCAUUUUUUUUUUUGUUAAUACUUCAGUUAUAAGUGAUAGCCACAUUGAUAUCCUUAAUUCGUAUAAUUUAAGUGAUUCUAAAUUUUGUGACAUCUUAGGUAAUACAAUCAUUGGAUCUGAAACUUUUGCAGCUUUGAGUCUAAUUAAUUCGAAACAAUCCCAAGGAAAGUUAGAAUUUAUAUCUUUAUAAUUUUUUAUUAUAUUAAUUGGAUCCCAUUCUUCUCCAUCUAAGGAUAAUAUGUAUAAUACGCUUGGUUCUCUUGUAAUUAAAUGAUCGUAUGUACUAUUAGGACUGGUUAUACAAACUAGCAUAGUACGAUUAGGAGAACAGGCAAGACCUAAAUAUUGAACACGUGUCUGAGGUAACUUAUGUUUGAUUGAAAUGCUUUUUAAGUUAUUUUCUUGUGUAUCAAAAGCAUACAUCAUACCAUUUUGUGUUGUAAUUAAAAUACAUUCAGAUGCAAUAACAGAGAUUCCUAAAAGUAAAUUUGAAAUUCUUUAAAUUACUUAACAAAUUAAAAUUUUUAUUUAAAUUUAAAACAUUUAAUUAUACAUGCAUAUAUAUAUAUGUAUAUAUACCUGAAAUAGUAAAUCCUUCUAUUUGUAAAUAAUGUGUAUACAUUAAUUUUCCCAUUAUAGUCAACCCAAAUAAUAAAAGAAAGAAACCUUUACAAGCAAUAAAUUGUAUUCUAUUUUCAUUCUGUGAAACCAUAAGUAAAGAAUUGACUGAGACACGAUCUGGAUAUGUAUAGUAUUUUUCUAUCGAUGUAUUCUCAAAACAUUUAUUAUUAUUGCUAUACAGGAUACCUUGUAUCUGACCAUUACAACAUCCAAUAAUAAUUAAGUAUGUAUUGGGUUUUAUAGUACACCACAA
Molecule: messenger RNA, 2918 nt
Organism: Vespa velutina
Lineage: Eukaryota; Metazoa; Arthropoda; Insecta; Hymenoptera; Vespidae
Product: enkurin
Exons: 4
Coding region: 295-1131 (278 amino acids)
Cellular component (GO): acrosomal vesicle
Molecular function (GO): calmodulin binding
Source: RefSeq, a predicted model, not a curated record